AUGUCAUCUGUGUUCCUAUUAAUCGGGCUAUGGGGACCUUGUGCAUACUCGGUAUUCAAUGGAGGAGAUAGAUCCUUUGAUAUAUUUAAAACUAGCUCGGCUGGGACAAGGACUUUUGUAGCAAAGUCUAUGUUUAAUACAUCUGUCGUUACGUUUUCUAAGAUAUAUGCAGUCCUGAGAGUUCCAGCUCUUUUAUAUUACUACUACAGCAGGUCAAAACUGAUGGGAGAAAAAACUGCGAUUUUCAUAGAAUCAUUUCUCCUUGGAAGUGAAGUAUAUCUUUCUGUAGCAUUACUUGUCAUACUUCGAACAAAGCAUAGCUUUCUAUCUGAGUACAAAUCUCUUGACAGCACGAAUCUACUAAGCUUCUGCCUUAUGUUUCAUGGAUUUCUCACAUAUACCAUAAACACGGUUGCGAUUCCAUUUCAAAUGACUGAAUUACACUAUCAGAUUGAGCAAAGCCUAAGCUUUGGAGCUAGGCUUAUACUUGAUAUGCUUCUAAUAUCUAUGUUUUGCCCGAUUAGAGAUCAAUUAUUCGAUAAUUUUCCAGACAAAUAUGAAAAGAACCAUGAGAUAACAAGGGUUGCACGGCUAGAAGACUCAGGGCCCAUAGUCCAGGAGAUUGAGAGUGUUAUCGAAUUUGAAGAAAAAGAAAUAGGCAAAUAA
Molecule: messenger RNA, 666 nt
Organism: Encephalitozoon romaleae SJ-2008
Lineage: Eukaryota; Fungi; Microsporidia; Unikaryonidae
Exons: 1
Coding region: 1-666 (221 amino acids)
Source: RefSeq, a predicted model, not a curated record